Messenger RNA from Ruditapes philippinarum (Manila clam), 3473 nucleotides. Its product is annotated as toll-like receptor 4. Bases 761 to 3337 code for a protein of 858 amino acids. Gene Ontology annotation, cellular component: membrane. The transcript has a single exon. NCBI's taxonomy places the organism in Eukaryota, Metazoa, Mollusca, Bivalvia, Venerida, Veneridae. Gene Ontology annotation, biological process: toll-like receptor signaling pathway; immune response. Gene Ontology annotation, molecular function: protein binding; transmembrane signaling receptor activity. The record is from RefSeq and is a predicted model, not a curated record.
UUAAGGUUGUCAAUAUUUGAUAUCCAAACGAGAGCUCGACAACAAUCGGAAUACUCCAGCUUUAAUGGUUGCGCUAGUUAUUUAAAAUAUGAUAAUGAUAAGAUUAAGGCUCAGCACUUAUAUAUAAAUAUCAGUGGAAUAUUUUGGUCAAUCAUUGUUAUAGAAGAUUUAACAGUACGAUUUUAUGUGUACCUACAUUGAACAGAAGUCCGAGUAAAGUGACUGCUUAUAAUAAAAAACGGCAUUAUAAAGUUGACUUAAAUGUUUAAGAUUUAACCAUUUAUACGGACUUCCAUCUACUAGCCUUCAAGUUUACAUAUAAAAGCGUAUGCAAGAUGCGUACGCUUAUUUUCAUGUGAUAUGAUAUCUAGAUUUUUAUAAACGUAUAUUACAAAAAAGGAAAAAAGAACGAAUCCUUACCAUGAUUUAUUGAUUAUAUUGGAUUUUAGACGGAUACUUCAAUCAAAUCAAUGGAUUAAAGAAUUUGAGUAACAUAGAUGUAAAAUUAAUACAACACUUUUGGCUAUGUACUUUAACUCAACUUCUUUAUUAUAAAAAGUGAACACUGUUUACUCUUGGGCAAUAGAGGCGAAACUAUUUACUUUAUAAUCAAUGACGGCGCAGAUGUUCUGUGUUAAACAUGUGAUCAAUAAAGCGUGCAAUGUGUACACUCUUUUAUUCAGCUAGUGAUAUUUCAUUUAUCAGAUCGAUGUAAGCUUUAUGGAAAUUAACAGAUGUUGGUGAAUGUUUUAACUUAACGAUGUUUCAACAUAUCGUGUACCGAGAACUGGGCAUUAUCCAAACGUGCUUAUGGAUAAGUAUUGUCUAUUUUACCCGUGGAGAAGUGGAGAUUCUCAAACAAUGUAACUGUAAAGUUGACUUACAGAGGUUAACUGUAGAUUGCUCGAAAUUAGGACUUACAAAUGUAUCUGAUAUAUUCAGCUGUGUUCCUAAGAAUACUAUAGAACUUAAUUUAUCCAAUAAUAAUAUAGGAGAAAUUUCACCUGGAACAUUUGCAAGAUUUUCAACUUUACAAACACUGACGCUUAGUCGUAAUAAAAUCAAAUUCUUAGAAAGUGGAGUUUUCAACGGUCUAAUGCAAUUAAAACUAUUAUCAUUGGAUUAUAACUAUUUAAACAAGAAUAAUUCGUACGCAGACGAUUUGUUUAAACCAUUAAGAAGACUCCUCCAAUUGUUUUUACAAGGAAAUUGUGACGUACAUACCAGUGUUUGUUAUUAUCCGGACAUUGCUUUGUCGUCUGCAACUUCUCUGAGAUAUCUUCAUUUAGACGGUAUACCAAAUACAGAAUUUAGCGAGGGAUUUGCUAAGUUAACAAAUCUAAAUACCUUGUAUUUAGAUGAUGAAAAUGGAUUUUGCAAUAUGCCUGUUUUAACGGAAAAUACCUUCAAACAAUUCAAACAAACCCCUUUAUCUUAUUUACAUCUUGAAGGAUGUGACGUCAUAAAAGUAGCUCCAAACGUAUUCAGAAGUUUGAUAAAUCUUACAACAUUAGUAGUAACGGAUAAUCGAUAUCUUUGUUCAGAUGGGAUAGAAAACGCUACCAUUGGACUAAAUGAAACAAAUAUAGAAAUGAUACGAUUCAACUACUGGUGUAGAAACCCGUCAACUUAUAUAAAUUUGGAAGAAAAUAUGCUGAAAGGGCUUACAAACACCUCACUUAAAACACUGGACCUCGGUUGGAAUAGAAUAAUUUACAUAGAUCCUAAAUGUGUUGAAAAUCUUCCCGUUACUCUCAGAUAUAUAUCUCUAAAGGAAAACAAAAUUGAUUCGGGAAAUUUCCUGGACCAUUUCAGGAGAUUGGAUAUUUUAGAGAUAUUCGAUGUAAGUUAUCAAUACAACAACAAUAUCGACGACUCUGUUUUUACAAAUGAAUACAACAACACGAAUGAAAAAAUAAGCGAUAUGCUAGAAAAUUUGAAUGAUCAUAAAAAUGACGACAAAAUUUAUCUACCAAGAAAUUUGACGACAGUUUACAUGAAUAACAUCAAAUUAGGAUACCCUGUGCCAUCUUUGACAUUUGGACCAAAUAAAUUAAAAUAUUUAGAUUCUUCGAGCUGUUUAUUAAAAGCUUUCCUUGGACCUUGGCGUGGAUUAACAGAACUUCAAUUUUACAACUUGUCAUACAAUAGAUUCACGUACUUCAGUCCACGUACUCUUGUCGACAUGGGGAACCUUAGAAUACUUCUGUUACAAAACAAUCAGAUUGGCCCUUCUCUAAACAGAGACAAUGAUUGCCAAACUUUUUCGAGUCAGGAAAAACUAGAAGAAUUAGAUCUAAGUAACAAUGCAAUAAAAGAACUUCCUUACAAAAUAUUUCAUAAUUUGACAAAUUUAAAAACUCUGAAUUUAGCUAACAAUUCGAUAAGAAACGUAAAUUUCUUGUUACGUCAUAUGGCGCAACUUCAAUCGCUAGAUUUGUCUAAUAAUGUAAUAGAAUAUAUAUCUAGAGAAAAUAUCGAUGCGCUUGACCACAUAGCAUCAAAAAGGGAAGUAGAACUUGUUUUAACCGGAAACGUUCUGUUAUGCGUUUGUAACAAUCAAGAUUUUAUUAAUUGGCUUGCCAAAACAAAAGUUAAUAUCGUUCAAAAACACGAACUUCAUUGCUUAUAUAUCAAUAAAACUGUGAUAAGUUUAUCGGCGAUUGACAUUUUACCAGAACAACUGAUGUAUGAAUGCACGUCAUGGAUAGUGCUGACGUCAUGUGUGGUCGGUUUUGUCGGAUUAUUACUUGUGUUUUCAGUUAUAGCAUUACUUUAUUAUAAGCGUUGGCAAUUACGUUAUCUGUGGUAUAUAGGGAGAGUCAAAAUAGACCCAUAUCACCAUCCGGAUGAUCAAGAACAACCUCUGCUUCAAAUAGACGCUUACAUUUCAUACGAACAGCAUUUUGACAUCAGCAAUGAUGUAACAUUGCAUAGAACAAUUACAGAACAAGUAUACCCAUUCUUGGAAAACCGAGGGUACAAAUUAACAAUUCGCGAGGAAUUUGAUGGCAAUGAAAAAUUAUACAGUGUCAUACCAAAAACUAUCCGUAAAAGUCGUAAAGUCAUCGCACUAUUGACUCAAUCUUACUGUAAAGACUAUUGGAACACCUUUGAGUUUAAUUUAGCUGCAUAUCAGGGCAUAUACUCAAAACGGAAUAUCAUUUUGCCUGUUAUAAUAGGUGAUAUUUCUAAUAUAGAUAUGACGUCAGAGAUUCGUUCAUUCAUACGGACAAAAAUUAAAUCAAAGGAGGUUUUGUGGUACCCGUUGCCUGGUAAUUUUUAUCGUAACAUAAAUUCAUUUAAUGAGCAGCUUGAAGACUGGCUCCGACGAUAAUAUCUUCGGAUUAGUUAAGAGUUGGUUUCCCUGCAAGGAGUGAAGUCAAACUUAUAACUCUAUUAUCUAAUAAAAAAUAUUUGACUUAAAAAAUUUACACAGACGGACAUAAACAUGAUGACGAAAGUCCCUAAUA